UGGGGUGGGUGGGGGGGGGUUCAGGUGAUCGGUGGGGGCAGAGGAGAGUGGUCCUGAAGGGAUGUCGAGCAGUGGACUUGCGAUCAGUGUCCCCAACUCAGAAGAGAGCGUCGUGUUCACUCAACUCAAACCAGUGGCCAUGUCUGUGGGGAACCCGGAGGAGCACUCGGUCUUCGAGGACAUCAAACCCAUCAGAAUGCCGGAGAGUACCCACGACCUGACCCAGUGCCACGGGAUCUCUAACAUCCACCUGAACAGGCAGUCGGGACCUCGAUUUAACACCUCAACCGAAAGACGGAAUCUCCAACAGCAGGCCCAUGUAUUUUUAGGGGAGGACACCAUUAAAUCGUCAGGCUUUCUGAAGUCCCAUUUGCUCCACUUGUUACAGUCAUCAUCUUCAACACCAAGUCAGGCCAGACUGGAGAUGGACAAGUACCUGCCAUUCCCCAACCCCCCGGCCCCCACAAUCCUGGAACAAAAGAAAUACCGGAGAGAGAGUGCGUCCGUGGUGGACGAGUUCUUCGAGGAGCAGACUUCUCCGUACAGCUUGAACAUUAACCUGAUCCUUCCCGAGAUCACCCACCUGAGAACGGGUCUGUACAGGCCACCCAAGCAACCGCUCGCCCAAGUCAAGUCCGAGCCGGUCACCGCUUUCACCCAGUCCUGCUCGGUGGCCAACCAACAGAGCCUGCCUGAGUUCACCAGUGUUUUCAGCGUUCCGCAGUCCGUUCCCGUCAACAACAUCUUCAUAAAGCAGGAAGCCCCCUCGCCGGAGCUCCAGAUGUCAACCAGCUCCCACGAGCAGCAGCUUUACCAGCUGCCGGUCACCGCCAACUGCAACAUGGCCUUGAGCGGCCCACAGCCACACGGUAACACCACAGUCAUCGAGAGUCUUAAUGGUGUUACCAUGUCAACGAGGAUGGCCGGGGUCACCAGCUUGCCUGGCCGGUCGGCGGUCAAACAUUUCCCCAGCCCGAACGGCUUUGCGGUGCCGUCUCAGUUUUACCAGCAACAGCCGGCUACCUACCUGCCCCCCUCGCCCCCGAACUCCAUCCCCAGCAGCCCGGAAAACCAACACGACAUGAUCAGCACGCUCUCCCCACCGCCGUCAUACGCCGCCACCGUGGCCUCCAAGAUACGUCAGCGUCACCCGCAGAUCCAUCCUCUCCAGACCAGCCUGCAGCCCACCAUGCUGCCCACAAAAUACAACCGGCGGCACAAUCCGGAGCUCGAGAAGAGACGCAUCCAUCACUGCGACUUCCCAGGCUGCUCCAAGGUUUACACCAAGAGCUCGCACUUGAAAGCGCAUCAAAGAACCCACACAGGUGAGAAGCCUUACAGAUGCACGUGGGAUGGAUGUGACUGGCGUUUCGCUCGUUCAGAUGAACUCACACGGCACUACAGAAAGCACACAGGGGCAAAACCAUUCAAGUGCAUGGCUUGCGGCCGCUGCUUUUCACGCUCAGACCACUUAGCUCUUCACAUGAAGAGACACCAGAACUAGGUUGAAGGCCGUUUCCCAGACAAGGGGGUUUGACUGAUCUUUAAUGUACAGAUGAACAAAGUACUGCCAUUAUAUACACACACACACACAAACACGCACGCAUGCAAACACACACACUUGAAUACCCUUAUAUACAGAAGAUAAAUAGUUUUAUUCUUGCAAGGAUAUAUGUUUGGUAGGAAAAAAACAGUUAUUUAACUGGAAGCCAAUUGUGCAAAGCAUUAAUUCGCCCAAAAAGAAGUCCAGGACUUUUUUUUGUAUUGUUAUUUAUUUUGUGUUUCCUGGAAGCAAGCCUGCUCUCCUACACCUGAAAUAUUGGUUCGGUAGAAAAAAAAGUGAAAGAGUUAAGAUGCUAAAUCACAGAUCACCAAUAAACUGAGAUUCAACAUGUAAUAUUGCAGUCUGAUUAGUUAAGAAUCUUGAUUGAAGGGGAUAGAAUCAAGGGAGUCAGCAGUACUGAAGUCUAAACAGUACUGUCUAUUGAAGAAGCAUGCAAUAAAAACAAUGUUUUGUGGGCUAACGGGAACGUGGGUAGAUUUGAACUCAAAAGAUAGGCACUUUGCUUAGAUUAAAGCACUAAAAUUGUAUCUGGCACAGCCACUCCAACACACCAGCUGAUAGACAAAGGCUUUUUUGCUUCACUUUAUGAUGGUGGCAUUCGUUCCACGACUUCAAACACCAACCAGUCAGUCAGGCCUCGUAGCACACGUGAGCUCUCAAUUCCACAUUGUGCCUUAAACAAAAAAAAAGACGCAAAUGAGGUAGUUCUUCAGCGAAUGUCCAGCUGUUACUGUUCUAAGCCAAUGUGCUGAAAACUUAAGAGAGCAUCUUAACUUACAACCAGCCGCUGGAUUAAAUGUACUCUGAACGUUGCCUCUAGACUUUGUGCCAAGAUGCCCUGCUGUUACUCUAAUGAUUGUGAUGUGCGUGGAUUGAUGGACACUGACUGCACUGAUUAUGUGCAUUUGGACAUUAAAGGCAAUUUGACUUCUGUGCAAGGCUCGGGUACCAAUGAACUGUCAGGCAUUGAGUUGUGAAGAAGAUUCAUUGAGAAAAUGUUGAGUAAAACUCAUCAUGGUGGGGAAAUGAAAUGCCUCAGAGCCAAAUGCUCAACAGAACUCGCAAACACAAGCAUGGGGGGUGGGGGGGGGGGGGGGGGCGUGACUGGUAACCAAUGGUUUAGGGUGAUCUUACUGUAUUAGCCAAUUUAAAUAAUUUGAUUACCAAUGGUUUUAAGGUUGAUUUGUCCAUUGCUGUUUUUUUCCACCCUCCCAUUUUCCAGCUAUGAUUGUUGACUUCCUAUCAGAUAGCCUUCACAAGCACUCACAUCAAUUGGGGGAAGGAUGACAUGCAAAGAGCUGUGACAAUCAUGGGUGGAUCAACUUGGGGAGGGGGUGAAUAGCUUGGAAAAGGGCACCUUGUUGCAAUAUUGAAUGGCACCUUCUGGAAAGACAGGCAGAGAGCUCAAAAUGUCUUUAAAAUGGAUACAGAUUGCUUACAAAUCAAGGAGAAACAGAAUGGCUGAUAAGGAUCCCACUUGGGACUGGAUGGAUCCCAGAACCAUCUAAGACUAAUAACAAUAAUAAUUAUAAUAAUAAUCAUCCUUACAUUUGGUACAAUGCCUUUCACUUCGGGAAGUCGUCUCAAAGCACUUCAUAAGAUGUAUGUUCAUAAGAGGAGUAACUAUGUUUCGUGGAUAACGUGACAGCCAAUUUGCAUAUAGCAACAUGUAACAAACAGCCAUGAAAUGAAUAAUAUCACAACAACAAAAAUUACAUUUGUAAAGUGCCUUUCACGUCGGGAGGACGUCCCAAGACGCUGAAUUCACUUAAUUUUGCAAGUGAAGUGUUGAAAGCAAAAUUAUUGGGAACUUCCAAAUAGCGAAUGCUCAUUAGUUAUGAUGUUACUCAAGUGUCAUGAUUAACUAAUGGUCGCAUUAUCGAAUGGAGAGUUUACACUAAACAUACAGACCAUAGUAUUUUCAGUUAUAGUCUGAUACCAAUGACCCAAAGAAACAAUGGAAUGUAAAUACUGGGAUAUUUAGUGUUGUAAAUANUUUUUUAUAAUUUGUUAAAAUACUGUUUAUAUUCAGAACAAAGGGGGAAAAAAAGUGGUGGUAGGNUUUUUUGCUUCAGUUUGUUUUAUUCCUUAUUUUUAUAAUGUAGUUCCGCAAAUCUGAAGAAAAGAAUCAAAAGUAUAAAUGAAUGCUCAAUUUCUGGGUUGAAAAAGAAUUCUUAAUCCAUUAAUGCAGUUGUGCUGGAUUUUGGUUAAAAGCUGUACACUGUAUAAUAAGAGAAAUAAAGAACAAAAUAUGAAAUAAA
Callorhinchus milii (elephant shark) is the source of this 3825-nucleotide messenger RNA. Its product is annotated as Krueppel-like factor 5. The transcript is spliced from 6 exons. Lineage: Eukaryota; Metazoa; Chordata; Chondrichthyes; Chimaeriformes; Callorhinchidae. Bases 62 to 1504 code for a protein of 480 amino acids. Gene Ontology annotation, biological process: regulation of transcription by RNA polymerase II. Gene Ontology annotation, molecular function: DNA-binding transcription factor activity, RNA polymerase II-specific; RNA polymerase II cis-regulatory region sequence-specific DNA binding. The record is from RefSeq and is a predicted model, not a curated record.